UUUCCUCGUGACUAACCGACCACAGUUCGUGGGCGAACGUUCGCCGAGUGCCGUCUCGCGUUCUCCUUUUCGAACGGGUGUCCCGUGUUCAUCGUUAUCGUCGUCGUCGUCGUCGUCGUCGUCGUCAUCAUUGUCAUCGUCAUCGUCAUCGUCAUUGUCAUCGUCAUUGUCAUCGUCAUCGUCAUCGUCAUCAUUGGCAUCGGCGUCAUCGUCGUCGUCGAAUGAAAUUGAGACGAGCACGUUUUCAACAUUCCGAUCGUUUCAACCUUUUUUUUUUUUAAUCUGAUCAUCCUGUUAUGAUCUGAUCCGAUCAUCCUGUUAUGAUCCUUUAAAUCGGGGGGAAAAGAAAGGACAUACACGAAAAGGAAAAAGGAAUAAGGAAAAGGAAUAUAAGAAAGAAAAACGAAAAGAAAAAAGAUAAAGAAGAAUAGAAGAAGAAAAAAACGACGAAAAGAAAGAAUAAUUUCUUUUUUCUCUCUCUCUCUCUCUCUCUUUCUCUCUCUCUUAACUCUUCAAUUUUCACUCUUCUCUUCUCGUCGUCGUCGUCGAGAGCUGUCGUUUUCGUUGUCGUGGAUACAUUUUUUUAUAAGAAAUUCUAAAAACAACCCCUCGAACGAGAUCCGUCUAAACUCAUUGUUUUUAUUCCACGCUUAAAAUCCCAUUUUCGUCUUACACUUUUCUUUUCCUUAACCUUCACACCCUGGUCAAUCCUCCCUCGUUCCCUCCCAUCUUCGUCAUUACCUUCCUUUUCCUUCAUCAUCUUCAUCAUCUUCAUUGUCUUCUUCUUAUUCUUUUUCUUCAUCCUUCUCUUCCAUCACUGUUCUCUUUUCCUAUGAUUGCUUCUUUUUUUAGACAUCUUCUUUACUUCUAUUACGAGGAAAAAAAAGGAUAUAUAUAUAUAUCUCUCUCUUCCUCUCUCUCUCUCUCUCUCUCUCUCUCUCUCUCUCUCUCUCUCGCUAAUUAGUGUCCAGGUAUUUUAUUUUUUUCUAAUACCGCUAGAAAGGAUCGAGUAGAACGGAAUUCUUAGAGAGAGAGAGAGAGAGAGAGAGAAAGAGAGAGAGAAAGAGAGAGAGAGAGAGAGAGUUAGAUAGAUAGAUAAACAGAGUGAAAGAAAAAGAGAGAAAGGGAUAGAGAUAGUGAGUGCAGCACGUGUCCGGCGGUGCCGGCGGCGCGAAGAAAGAUGUAAGAAGAGGAAGGGGUGGGGGGGGUUUAAAGAAAAACCGUAAAAACGAAGGUGCGGAAAGGCUCCUGCGUUUUCUUUUAACUAACAAAGACGCAUCCCCUCUUCGACAAAUAUUCUUACGCAUCGUGGAUAAACGGAAAAAGGAAUAGAUUAUACGGACCAGCAAAAAAAAAAAAAGAAAAAAAAAAGGAGAGAAAGGAAAAGAAAAAAAAAAAGAUAGUGAGAGAGAGAAAGAGAGAGAGAGAAUAAUCCAAAAAAAAAAAAAAAAGGAAAGAGAUAGAAACGGAUAAAAAGAUAAAAAGGAGAAAUCGUUAGAGAAAGAUUAGAAAAAGGAAGAAAAAAAAGAAGGAAAAGAAAAAAGGAGAAGAUCAAGAUAAUGCAAGAAGUUUGAGAUAAACGUUUGUUUUGAAAAAAUAAUCAUCGUCUAUUUGAUCUCGAAACUAAUAGAAAUUAUUUCUGUUUGAAAUUAAUCGAAUUACGGGCCACGUGAUAAUACAUUUUCUCUCCGUACAUCGGAGAUUGAUCAAGAACGUCAUCGAUCGUGUCAUUAUUGGAAUCGAUUUUCUUCAUCCAAGAAGAUGAGAGGCCUUGUGCCGGGCAGCAUAUUCAGCCUACUUGUUCUACUCGUCGCGUGGCAAAACGGAGCGCGGGCUAACUGGUGGUAUCUGGGACUGGAACCUCGCUUGAGCGGAUCGGUCCAAGGUGCUGGAGGCGGUGCCGAUGGUUCGGACGGACAACAGGGCUUGGGCAUAGCUGGUGCGGGUGUGAUAGGUCCUGCUAGUGCUGAAAAAAAUUGCAAGAGUGUCCACCUCAGCGUCAAACAGCAACAGAUUUGCUCGCGUUCACCGCCAGUCCUGCAAGCGGUAAGCGCAGGCACGAGAUUGGCGAUCGAAGAAUGUCAACAUCAAUUCAGAUCUGCUAGAUGGAAUUGUUCUGUCAGCCCGGACAAUCCGGACAACAUUUUUGGCGGUGUCAUGUUAGUCAAUAGCCGAGAAGCUGCUUUCGUUUACGCGAUAUCAGCAGCUGGAAUCGCUUACAGCGUAACCAGAGCAUGUUCAAGGGGCGAACUGACAGAUUGUUCCUGCGACAAUCGAAUUAGGACCCGCCGACCGAAUAACUGGCAAUGGGGUGGCUGUAGCGAGGACAUACAUUUUGGAGACAAGUUCUCUAGAGAAUGGACCGACGGUGCUGAGGAAUCAAUUAAGGAGGGAAUUCUGCAUGGUGUCAAAGGACUGGCCGGUCAGCUUAUGAGGAAACACGACAGCGAGGCAGGCAGGCGAGCUGUUCGUUCAAAAAUGAAACGUAUUUGCAAGUGUCAUGGCAUGUCCGGAUCAUGCAGUGUCCGCGUCUGUUGGAGGAGACUUCCAGCAUUCAGAGAGGCCGGAACUGAUCUCGCAGCUCUUCACGAUGGGGCGGCAUUGGUACGACUGUCUCAACGGGGCGGCAGAAGACCCGCAAGACUGAGGCCCGCGCAACCCGAUCUCAAACGACCGAACAAGACGGAUUUAGUUUACCUGGAGGACAGUCCUGAUUAUUGUGAAAGAAAUAUCACGUUAGGCAUCCCCGGAACGAGAGGAAGAAUUUGCAAUCGAACAUCACCGGGUCUCGAUGGUUGCCGAUUAUUGUGCUGCGGUCGUGGCUAUCAAACAAGGGUAAGAGACGUCACGGAGAAAUGCAGUUGCCGAUUCGUCUGGUGCUGUCACGUGAAGUGCGAACUAUGCAGACAGAGGCGCGAGGAACACAUUUGCAAUUAGAGAAUAAUAAGAUAGACAUUGGUCACGCGACUCCAUGCAAUUUGACAACGUGUCUUCUUUGAGAUGAGUAAUAUAGCUCAUACAUAAAUCGAUUUCGAGGGCAAAUCGACGUAUUCUUAUCGCACGAUUUUUAACGUUGCGUUGAUGAAAUAAAAGAAAGAGAAAUGAAAUGAGUCGAUAUGAGGAAUAGAAAAGACGGAAGGGGAAGGAGAUGGGGAUGAAAAUAUGAAUGGAGAUAUGGGAAGCUAAGAGAUCGGGUGAGGGAGAAAAAUAGAAAGGAACAAAAAAAAAUAUAUAUAUAUAUAUACAUACCAAUAUCCGCCGCGAGA
Vespa velutina is the source of this 3266-nucleotide messenger RNA. RefSeq names its product protein Wnt-1-like. Lineage: Eukaryota; Metazoa; Arthropoda; Insecta; Hymenoptera; Vespidae. The transcript is spliced from 7 exons. Gene Ontology annotation, biological process: cell fate commitment; neuron differentiation; canonical Wnt signaling pathway. The coding region runs from base 1762 to 2937 and encodes 391 amino acids. The record is from RefSeq and is a predicted model, not a curated record. Gene Ontology annotation, molecular function: cytokine activity; frizzled binding. Gene Ontology annotation, cellular component: extracellular region.